Miscanthus lutarioriparius is the source of this 510-nucleotide messenger RNA. The record is from the annotation of a GenBank genome assembly. NCBI's taxonomy places the organism in Eukaryota, Viridiplantae, Streptophyta, Magnoliopsida, Poales, Poaceae.
AUGGCUGCAGCGACGCGUGGAGGCGACGACGCACCGAAGCAGUCGAGGCUGCUCGCGGCAGAGGCGACGGCCAUUGCGCUGAAGAGGGUCGGCGCGGACGCUACCGCUGCAGCGGCUGCGGCGGACAGUCCGACUGGUGUUGGGGCAGGAGAUGUCAUCUGGCUCGCGGUAGUGGAAGCUGUGGACGCGGCCGAGGGUGCUGCAGGCGUGAGCAGCGCAGCUAGUGUCGUGGCCAUCGUCGUCAAGGCGGAGGUCGCGAAAGCUGUGCUGGAUGACGAGGACGCCGAGGAAACACCAUUCAUGCGGUCCAAGAUGUCGUUCAUCUGCUGUAACCAUCUCCAUACACCUCGACAUAUACGCCGAGAGACCCGAUCGCGACGCGGAGAGGUCCGGCACAGUGGCCAUGGCGAACUCGAUUUGGGGGACAAAAAUAGAGUUCCCAAAUUGAAGGCUCCGAAUACCAAUUGUUACAAACCUCCACUAUCAAUCACAAAUACAAGAGUAACUUGA